Messenger RNA from Indicator indicator, 1815 nucleotides. RefSeq names its product 5'-nucleotidase, cytosolic II (gene NT5C2). The record is from RefSeq and is a predicted model, not a curated record. Gene Ontology annotation, molecular function: 5'-nucleotidase activity. The transcript has 17 exons. Bases 1 to 1707 code for a protein of 568 amino acids. Gene Ontology annotation, biological process: adenosine metabolic process; IMP metabolic process. NCBI's taxonomy places the organism in Eukaryota, Metazoa, Chordata, Aves, Piciformes, Indicatoridae.
AUGACAACCUCAUGGAGUGACCGACUUCAGAAUGCAGCAGAUCUCCCUGCAAACAUGGAUGGGCACGCUCUGAAAAAAUACCGUCGGGAAGCCUAUCACCGGGUCUUUGUAAACAGAAGUUUAGCCAUGGAAAAGAUAAAGUGCUUUGGUUUUGAUAUGGAUUACACACUUGCUGUGUAUAAGUCCCCUGAAUACGAAUCUCUUGGAUUUGACCUGACCGUAGAAAGAUUAGUUUCCAUUGGAUACCCUCAUGAGCUGCUCAAUUUUGUGUAUGAUCCUGCAUUCCCUACCAGAGGCCUGGUGUUUGAUACCCACUAUGGAAACCUAUUGAAAGUCGAUGCCUAUGGGAACCUCCUAGUGUGUGCACAUGGCUUUAAUUUCCUCAGAGGGCCUGAAACACGGGAUCAAUAUCCGAAUAAAUUUAUCCAGAGGGAUGACACAGACAGGUUUUACAUCCUGAACACGUUGUUCAAUCUGCCAGAGACCUACCUGUUGGCUUGCCUAGUGGAUUUCUUUACUAACUGUGACCGGUACACUAGCUGUGAAACAGGGUUUAAAGAUGGAGACCUCUUCAUGUCCUUCAGGAGCAUGUUCCAGGAUGUCAGAGAUGCUGUUGAUUGGGUUCAUUAUAAGGGAUCGCUCAAGGAAAAGACCCUUGAGAACCUGGAAAAAUACGUGGUGAAAGAUGGGAAGCUGCCACUGCUGCUCAGCCGCAUGAAUGAAGUUGGGAAGGUGUUUCUCGUCACAAACAGUGACUAUAAAUACACAGAUAAAAUUAUGACUUACUUGUUUGACUUUCCACAUGGACCAAAGCCUGGGAGUGCCCAUCGGCCAUGGCAGUCCUACUUCGACCUGAUCCUGGUGGAUGCACGAAAACCUCUCUUCUUUGGGGAAGGCACUGUGUUGCGGCAGGUGGACACGGUGACUGGGAAGCUGAAGAUUGGUACCUACACUGGCCCACUGCAGCAUGGCAUCGUGUACUCAGGAGGCUCUUCAGACACAGUCUGUGACCUGCUGGGAGCCAAAGGGAAGGAUAUCUUGUACAUUGGAGACCAUAUCUUUGGAGACAUCCUCAAAUCCAAGAAGCGCCAGGGCUGGAGGACCUUUCUGGUGAUCCCUGAGCUGGCACAGGAGCUGCACGUCUGGACAGACAAAAGCGCCCUUUUUGAAGAGCUGCAGAGUCUGGACAUUUUCUUGGCUGAGCUAUACAAGCAUCUGGACAGUAGCAGCAAUGAACGCCCUGACAUCAGCUCCAUCCAGAGACGCAUUAAGAAAGUGACCCAUGACAUGGACAUGUGCUACGGGAUGAUGGGGAGCCUCUUCCGCAGCGGCUCUCGGCAGACCCUCUUUGCGAGCCAGGUGAUGCGCUAUGCUGAUCUCUAUGCAGCCUCCUUCAUCAACCUCCUCUACUACCCCUUCAGCUACCUCUUCAGAGCCGCCCACGUACUGAUGCCACAUGAGUCCACGGUAGAGCACACCCACGUCGACAUCAACGAGAAGGAGUCGCCGAUGGCCACACGCAACCGCACCUCCGUGGAUUUUAAAGAUUCCGACUACAAGCGGCACCAACUGACCCGCUCCAUCAGCGAGAUCAAACCGCCCAACCUCUUCCCCCAGGCACCUCAGGAAAUCACACACUGCCACGAUGAAGAUGAUGAUGAGGAAGAGGAAGAGGAGGAAGAAGAGGAGGAAGAGGAAGAGGAAUAAGGAAGAAAAAGAAAAGUGUUCCUGAAGACAAACCAUGACCCUAGCAGCGAUCAGGAGCGGAUUCCUUUCUUAGGGCCCUUGGGGUGAUGGAUUGGGGGGGUGUGAUUC